Messenger RNA from Culex pipiens pallens (northern house mosquito), 4261 nucleotides. RefSeq names its product thioester-containing protein 1 allele R1-like. Gene Ontology annotation, molecular function: endopeptidase inhibitor activity. NCBI's taxonomy places the organism in Eukaryota, Metazoa, Arthropoda, Insecta, Diptera, Culicidae. The coding region runs from base 76 to 4194 and encodes 1372 amino acids. Gene Ontology annotation, cellular component: extracellular region. The transcript is spliced from 14 exons. The record is from RefSeq and is a predicted model, not a curated record.
GUCGUGACGAGUGGAAGCUGAUUUGCCAUCAGGUUAAGGAACUGGCAGCAAGUGAAGUUGAAGUUGUCUGGUGAAAUGAAAAGUUCCAUGGUCAAAAUAAGCCCCGGGAGGCUAAUACAGCUGACGUUGCUCUGUGGAGUGUUGUUUGGGUCAUGUCACGGACAGGGAUUGGCAGUGAUUGGCCAAAAACUAAUUCGACCUGGAACAGCAUACAAUGUUGUGAUCUUGAAUACCAUCCAACAGCUAAGGACAAUUCAAUUAAGCAUUAAAUUAGAUGGUUUUAAUAAUGACAGUCAAUCUGUUAUCAAACAACAUAGAAUCGUCAGAAUUCAAAAAGGGAAGAUGAAAUCGGAAUCUUUUCAGGUAGGAAAUAUACCUCAUGGAAAAUACACACUGACAGUUGAAAGUUUGGACGCUGCGUUAACGUUUAAAGAACUGGUGGACCUUGAAUACCACAACAAAAAAGAGUCUAUUUUCAUCCAGUUGGAUAAGCCGUUAUAUAAACCAGGAGAUAUAAUACGCUUCCGAAUCAUUGUGGUAGAUGUCGAUAUCAGACCAGCAACCAACAUUAAAACAGUUGAUGUUAGCCUGUUUGAUGCUGAAAAAAAUACAAUAAUGAAAUGGUCAAACAGUACACUUGGUAAGGGUGUUUUUGAGUCCUGGUUUCAAAUUGCCUCCACGCCCACACAUGGUACGUGGAAAUUGGUGACGCAGGCCGGCAACAGCGAAACCUUCAAAGAGUUUGAGGUAAAACCAUACAUUCUACCGAAGUUUUUUGUGAAAGCGCGUCCAGCUGAAGAAUAUGUUAUUACGGCGAGACAGGUCAAAUUAAUCGUAGAAACGUCUUUUACAUUUGGUAAACCAGUAAAUGGAAACGUAACUGUGGAUUUAUUUAUCAAUGAAGGUAGUAGAAGCCCAAAAUAUACUACUACCAAGUCAAUACACGGUCUUACAACGUUAAAGUUUGACUUAGAUGAACAUGAUAUGAAAAUUAAUGACAACGAUGAAGACUCGAAAAUCAUUACCGCUCGGAUAAGCGUAAUGGAAUCUUUCUCAAAUUUGGUAGAAACCGUUAAUGUGACCAUCCCAGUUUAUCGCAAUCGGUACGAUAUCACGAUGAGCUCGUCAGAGCCAAUCUUUCGGCCGGGGAAGUCAUUUUCCAUUCAGUUUCAUAUCAAAGAUCGUUGUGGGGAGUCAUUUUCUCGCGAGAAAUCGGCAAUUAUCCUCAUCAACGAAAAGUGGUCGGAAGAUGAAUUAAAAUUUGAAAAAAUACCAAAUGAAGAAGGAAAAAUCAUACUUGAAUUUACACCAUCACAAAAUGCAACGGUGCUUGAGAUAACAGAGGUCACUUACGACUCUUACAAACAAGAUGAAUUUGGAUCAAUUGAAGCCUCUAGGUCUAAGAGCAAUCAUCAGCUAAAAGUUACCUACGACAAGAAACACUACAAUAUUCGUCCUGAUCAAACGGUAAAGUUUGAACUGUCUUAUCCCAGGAAAAUUAAAGAAUUGCUCUAUAUUUUCGUGUCCCGUGGCAGAAUUAUUGACUCGGGGUACAUCGGGAGUCAUACGAGUAAUUUCAAAUACCGAUUAACCAAACGCAUGGCUCCCAAGGCAAAGCUUGUAGUUAUGUAUCUGAAAGAUUAUCUGAUAUAUGAUGCAUUGGAUUUGGUUUUCGAUGAAUUUGACAACAAGUUCGACUUUACAUUGGAUCCCUCUCCUAAAAAUGCAUAUAUGCCAGGUCAGGAAAUCAGUGUAGAGUUUGAAGCAGCUUCAGAUUCGUAUGUAGCAUUGCACGCAAUUGAUCAAAGUAUUCUUCAGUUGAGCCAGACUGAUCAUUUAUUUACCAGAGAUGAUCUGAUUAAAGAGCUCAGUCGGUAUGAUGCAACAGACGAAAAUGCUUUUGACCCGUUUCAUACAAUGGGAUUAUUUCUCAAAACAACUUUAAAGAUAGAUUCUCCUUACGGCGAAGACAAGCUUUUACGGUUUGGGUUGAUGUCUGAGAAACGUUUUGAGCAGCCAAUUCACAUUCGAACUGAAUUUCCCGAAACAUGGUUGUGGAGUAAUUAUUCAAUGCAAGGCAAUAGAAAAAGAGAAAUAACAGCUUACAUGCCAGAUACUUUGACCUCGUGGACAAUCACCGGAUUCGCGUUGAGUCCUAGUACUGGGUUAAGCAUCAUAAAGCAACCACUAGUCGCAAAAGUGAGCCACGAUUUUUUCAUUGUCGCCAAUUUACCGUACUCGAUCAAACGUGACGAAGUUGUAGUAAUACAAGCCACCGUUUUUAACAACUUAGGAACCGGUUUAUCCGUAGAUGUUAAGUUGUAUAGUAAGAGUGAUGAGAUUAAAUUUUACAACGAUACAUUAACUUCAUCACAUUUUAAAAAGAAAACUGUUUUCGUCGAGAACAACAGUGGCCAGUCUGUAUCAUUCUUUAUCAAGGCAAACAAACUUGGAGAAAUUUUAGUAAGACUCGAAGCAGUUGCAAUGUUUCAUAGCGAUUCGGUAGAGCACGUGCUUCGAGUGAUUCCAGAAAGUCUUGUUCACAGAGAGAAUGAAGUGAGAUUUAUAGAUUUAUCACAUGAAACAGUAAACUACACAAUCCUAGUAGAUAUUCCACGUAAAGCUGACAACGGAUCUGUCGGAAUUGAAUUUGCACUUGACCCUAGCUUUCUGGGUACAACCAAUGAAAAUCUCGAUAAGCUAUUAUUGUUGCCAACAGGAUGCUGUGAACAAAGCAUGGUCAAAUUCAUUCCUGACAUUGUUAUAUUGGAUUACUUGGAUGCAAUACGUGCAACCAACGAAGGCAUCAAGGAAAGGGCCAUAAACUUCUUGAAACAAGGUUACCAGAAUCAGCUCAAGUGUAAACUUAACAAUGGCUCUUUUGCAAUUUUUCCUAGAGCAAGUGAUAAAAGUGCAGAAGGAAGUGUAUUUUUAACUGCAUUUAUAGCAAAGUCAUUGAAAAUUGCAUCCAAACACAUAACCGUUGAUGGACACAUUGUUGCCGAUGCAUUUCGGUGGUUGGCGAGUCAACAGCGUUCCGAUGGAAAGUUUAUUGAUGAAAAGAAUAUUUACAUGGGGGAAAUGCAAGGCGGGAUAAGAAAAACAAGCUUCGCUCUUACGGCCUAUGUUCUGGCAGCCUUUUUGGAAACGGAAGACAUUGGACAGCAAUAUCCGCAUGUUGUCAAUAAAUCCACUGAAUACCUCAAGUCAAAUUUCGACAAUAUGGAUCAUCCGUAUGACUUAGCAGUGACAUCGUAUGCCAUGUCAAUGUCCAAAGAUUCCAAAGGUCCCGAAUUUCUCAAAAAGCUGAUAGAUAAUUCCACUUUUGAUAGAAGCAACACAUAUCGUUACUGGAACCAUGAGACUCUGGGAGUGGAAAUCGCCAGUUAUGCACUGUUAGCUAAACUAAACGACCGCAGCCAAUUAAUAGACUCAACGCCCAUUAUGCGCUGGCUUAACUCGCAGCGAUCCAACAAGGGUGGGUUUGUGGGUACCCAAGAGACAUUCGUCGCGUUAAAAGCACUGGCGAAAUUUGCUGUAGAGGCAAAUCCGAAUCGAAAUGAGUACGGAGUACAGGUUCGAGGUGGUGACCCAAACAAGAUAUUGAAGACAUUUAGGGUACAGCGUGACAAAAUCAACGUUAUAAAAUUCGAUGUUGAAAGUUCGGAGCGAUCAGUUUUCGUUGAAGUCUCUGGUAUUGGAACAGGAUAUUUUCAAGUUUUUUACAAAUAUCACCGCAGUAUACUGCAUGAAAAAGAAUCUUUCAAUCUGGCGGUAAAUGUAUUGAAAUCCACAACUUACGAUCACCUUCACCUAAAGGUGUGUGUCGCAUUCAAACCAAAAGAUAGUACCAGUGUAUCAAACAUGGCUCUGGUUGAGAUUGCAUUGCCGAGUGGUAUUAUGGCGACCGAAAAUCCUGUUGAGGAUCUGUCAGAACGGAAGGAUAUUAAAAAAACGGAGCUGCGAUACGAGGGAACAUCAAUAGUUGUAUAUUACAUGAACCUAAGCGUGAUGGAAAAAUGCUUCAAUGUGAACGCUGAACGACGUUACAAAGUGGCAAUGCAUCGACCAUCCUACGUAGUGGCAUAUGAUUAUUACCAUAAAAAAAGAGUGGCUAUCAAAACAUACGAAGGAAAUGUUAAGCAGCCAUGUGAGCUUUGCGAAGGUGAAGAUUGUGAUAUUUUCUCUUGUUGAUUAUUAUUCGAUCAUGGACUAGUUUGAAAGUUUCUAAAUACUGCAAUAAAGUCAUCAACCGAAUUCC